AUGCGCGCGCAUGGCGUUUAACACACGUCAAAAUCAUCUGUUUUCCCUUCAAUUAACCAUCACAAAAAAAUCAAUUAAAUCGAAGGUUUCUCGUCUCCGACACUAAUAUCUCACGAUGGAAAGCAACAAAGACGAAGCUGAAAAGUGCAUCAAACUAGCCGAAACAUACAUCAAAGAACGUAACCGCGAAAAAGCCGAGAAAUUUCUUCACAAAGCUGAACGUCUCUAUCCUUCACAAAAAGCCCAAGAUUUACUCAUCCAAAUCAAACUCAUGGCCGAAACCAAAGCUGAGACCGAACAACCGAGAAAGCGCAACGUUGCUCCCAGAACAGAGGAGGUCAAAAAGGCCCCCGAGUACACGCAAGAGCAGCUCGAAGCCGUCAAGAAAAUCAACAAAUGCAAGGACUUUUACGAGAUUUUGGGGGUUAGCAAAGACGCGACCGAUUCGGAAAUCAAGAAGGCGUACAAAAAACUAGCCUUGCAGUUCCAUCCUGACAAGAACAAGUGUCCUGGGGCCGCAGAAGCCUUCAAAAAAAUUGGCAACGCUGUGGCGAUUUUAACCGAUGUUGAAAAACGCAAACAAUACGACCAGUUUGGCCCUGAAGAUGAACGUCUUUCGACGAGAACUCACUACAGUAACACAUUUAGGGAAUUUGAUGCCGACGCAACUGAUGAAAUUUUCAAUAUGUUCUUUGGUGGUGGUUUUAACGGGGCUAAUGUCUACGUAAGAAGAGGGGGAAGGUGGCAAAGACAGAAUGCUGGAUCUCAGGAAACCCAUCACAAUCAUCAUCACAGAGAACAAAAUAACUACUCGGCAUUUGUGCAGCUUUUGCCAAUCAUUUUGGCAAUUGUAUUGUCCAUGGCGUCUAGUUUCUUCGUUUCUGAUCCGCCAUACAGUCUACAAGCGCAUGCGAAAUACCCAAUCGCACGACAAACAGCAAAUUUAAAAAUCCCAUACUAUGUUAAAGAAAAUUUCGCAACGGAGUUUCAAGGGUCAGUUCGAAGGCUUGAAAUGUCAGUGGAGGAGGAGUAUGUCUCGAAUUUAAGACACGCUUGUUACAGAGAGAAAAAUUAUCGUGAUUCGAUGAUUUGGAAGGCUAGGAAUUUUGGAGACAAGGAACUGUUUCAGGCCGCUCAAAAUAUAAAAACGCCAGCGUGUGAAAAACUUCAAACGUUGCGUUAAAAAAAUAUUUAUUAAUGGAACGAUCUUGUUAUAGUUGGAGUUUUGUUGUUUUAUUAUCAACUUGUAUUAUUUUUGUUAUUAUCUAAUAUUUAUUGCAAUAAGGACCUCACGAUCAUUGUGAUCUAUUCCCGGUUAGCAACAAAUAAACACGAUUUUAUGCUA
Tribolium castaneum (red flour beetle) is the source of this 1345-nucleotide messenger RNA. RefSeq lists its product as uncharacterized. Gene Ontology annotation, molecular function: Hsp70 protein binding. The record is from RefSeq and is a predicted model, not a curated record. Lineage: Eukaryota; Metazoa; Arthropoda; Insecta; Coleoptera; Tenebrionidae. The transcript has 6 exons. The coding region runs from base 116 to 1183 and encodes 355 amino acids. Gene Ontology annotation, cellular component: endoplasmic reticulum membrane. Gene Ontology annotation, biological process: cellular response to misfolded protein.